Messenger RNA from Liolophura sinensis, 4044 nucleotides. RefSeq names its product protein Njmu-R1-like. Gene Ontology annotation, cellular component: trans-Golgi network. The coding region runs from base 11 to 1339 and encodes 442 amino acids. The transcript has 12 exons. The record is from RefSeq and is a predicted model, not a curated record. Lineage: Eukaryota; Metazoa; Mollusca; Polyplacophora; Chitonida; Chitonidae.
UGGUGGGAGGAUGGCGGACGAUACGCAGAGUGCCAAAUCUAAUAGCGGUAUCAGUCUGGACAGUGAAAAAUCUAUUGAAAACGAACUUGAUAAAUCGACAUCAAAGACGAACGAGUCAGACAAACGUUUCUAUGCUCUGUACUCGUAUGUUGCUCACAGAUUUCAGAGAUCUGGUCAGAAGGAUGACUCUGUAAAGGACAAUAACCUGUUUAAAGAGUUGUCAGUAUCAGACUUCCUACAGGCAGAGGCUACAGCUGAUGGAGACUUCAGUCUUUCAGUUGUAUCGACCAACUUGUCAGCAGAGAAAGAAACAGGGCUCAGAAAAUGUCUGGCUCACAAGAUCUCCCGUGGUGCUGUGUACAGUGGGACUGGCAGUAUUGUAUCACUAAAUCUAAGUGAUGCAGACGAUUCUGUGGCCUUCUCUUGUCAGAUGUAUUUCAGCCUGCUGCGGCAUUUAGAUCAGACAGCACAGGAGGGUAAUGGGAAGGGAGUUAAUUCCAGAGAGUUUGUGCUCUGCUUUCUUGCUGACCCAGAAGAUGGCCUGGAUCUCUUUCAGAAGGAACUCGACCAGUACAGCCAGGGUUUGUUAAAGCUGAUUGAUGCCGAGGGCUGGGAGGCAGUUAAACCAGAAGAAAACACUUCCAAGUCACAGCUGACAGAGAUUAACACAGGUAUCCGUGACUACCUGGAGAAGUGGUAUGACGUGGCUAUACAGUAUAUCCAGCAGUGUGUCAACACACUGGGACAGGCAGCCAGGUUCCUGAUAUACUGUGCUAUGACAGGCAACACCCUGAAGGUUAAGGGUGAAGAUGCAGACACAGAGGCUCUUUUCCACAGGUUUGUGGACUGCUGUGGUUUGACCGAGUUACUUCACUCGAGCGUGUCUGACAAACACGAGUCCUCCCCUGUCCUGGUAGACCUCAGUGAUAGUGCAGAAAUGGUGACGACACAUGUGGACAACAGCAAUACCAUUGUGCUGAGGAAAGAAGGCAAUACCUACGAAUGUGAUAAACAAGAUCUUCCCAAGUUCUGCAUGGAUUGGUCAGAAGCUCUGGCAGGGGGAAGUAACCAGUCCUCUGCCUCCCUCAGGCGGAUUAUUGAGUCUUAUAAACUAAAAUGUAUCCAGGAUGUGAACUCACUGACAAGGCUGAUCAGACUGGCAGAAAAUGACUUCUAUGCAUUGUACAGGGCCUAUGUGUUUCUGAAGACAUGUGGAAAUGGAAAGAUCCUGUUAUCCUACACACAACAAGAGCAGCAGGUCAGCCAGUCUGUGGAGGGGGCAAGUGUUCUGAGGGCACUGGAGGAGUACAUACAGGACACGGGAGGUUUGACAUCAUGAUCUGUGAGACCUCAAGGCAAGGAGCACGUCAUAAUCAGCACAACCUCAAGGCUAUGAGGACAUCAUGAUGAUCAGGAUCUCAGGGCCGAGAGGACAUUAUGAUCAUCAGGAUCUCAGGGCCGAGAGGACAUUAUGAUCAUCAGGACCUCAAGGCCAGGAGCCUGUCAUAAUCAGCACAACCUCAAGGCCAGGAGGACAUCAUAAUCAUCAGGACCUCAAGGCCAGGAGGACAUCAUGAUCAUCAGGACCUCAAGGUCAGGAGGACAACUUGAUCAUCAGGACCUCAAGGCCAGGAGCCUGUCAUAAUCAGCACAACCUCAAGGCCAGGAGGACAUCAUGAAAAUCAGGACCUCAAGGCCAGAGGACAUCAUGAUCAUCAGGACCUCAGGGCCAGGAGGACAUCAUGAUCAUCAGGACCUCAAGGCCAGGAGGUUGUCAAGAUCAUCAGAUCUUCAAGGCCAGGAGGACAUCAUGAAAAUCAGGACCUCAAGGCCAGAGGACACCAUGAUCAUCAGGAUCUCAGGGCCGAGAGGACAUUAUGAUCAUCAGGACCUCAAGGCCAGGUGCCUGUCAUACUCAGCACAACCUCAAGGCCAGGAGGACAUCAUGAAAAUCAGGACCUUAAGGCCAGGAGGACACCAUGAUCAUCAGGAUCUCAAGGCCAGGAGGACAUCAUGAUCAUCAGGACCUCGAGACCAAGAGGACAUCAUUAUCAUCAGGACCUCAAGGUCAGGAGGCCAGUAUGAUUGGUGGGACCUCAAGGUCAGGAGAACAUCAUGAUUGGUGGAACCUCAAGGCCAGGAGGAUAUCAAGAUCAUCAGGACCUCAAGGCCAGGAUGACAUCAUGAUCAUCAAGGGCUGAAAUCAAUGAGUAAACAUGUUCUCACCGCAACAUGUUCUCACCACAACAAGGCUGGGAUAUUGCCAGUGUCACACAAAGCCACAAUCAUCCAUUCAUUCAUUAGAGGACUAAGAGGCAUGCCCAACAAGUCCAUGACUUUAUCCCACUGUGCCCGUGGGAGUGUUACUGUUUUUGAAAAUUUUCCAAAUUUCCAUUUUUGUCUUUGGUUCUGCAUAGGCUAAGUUGAUUCUAAUUAUUAUCAUGGCAACAUGUAUGUCUGUAAAAUGCAUUACGAUGGUAGUUACAUUCAACUUAACCUGCGGUUGAUUAGUGGAACAACAUUGAGUUAAACAUGAUUGUGAAGUAAAGAUGUUAUUGCUAGACGAGAAGAGCAUGUGCAGAGGAUAGCAUCAUAAGGCUUUGUUAAAUUUUCUGGUGAUUAUUCGAGACUUGCAGUACAUGUACAGUAUCAUGUAAAUAUCAACAUCCAAAUCUGUCAGAAUUGUCACCCUUUAGCUGACCCUUGUCUUUCAGAAUGUGACUACAUCAGAAUGGCCUUGACUCAUUGACCUGUUAGCCAAAUGUAUGACAAAAACUCUAUGUAAAUUAUUAAUCAUACUAGUGGGCGGUAUUACGUCAUUGUGGCACUCUAGGAACAAAUGAAGAUGUGAUGCAGGUUUUGGUAUAACAGCAUGUUAAAAGAAGUACACAUUAAGAACCAAGAGUCUGCAGCUAUCUUAAUGAUUCGUCAUAACUUUUUGAAGAAUGCCAACUUUUUGUAGCCAGGAAAGCGUUUUGAAGAAUAGUCAGUAUUUGGGUGGAUACCAGGUCAAGGUCAAGCCAGCUCCAGGACACUGUCCAGUAUUUCUAUGUCUUAUCUUGUCUUGCCUGAGCUAAGUACUUAUCAGACCUGGAAGUCCUGUUGGCUUAGCUCUGGGCUAUUGUACAGAGUUUAAGCUUCAUAUCUGUAGGCUUUUUAGCAAUUUUUGUGUUCGCCUGGCACAAGGUGAUGUUAAUUGAUUUUCUUGUUUUAAUGUUCUUGGCAGCUAAAGGUGUACUCCAGUCUUUCUUUUCUUCAAAACUUUGUAUUGGCUGAAUACUACAUAUUUUAAAUAACAUAAGAAUUGUGAGGAAAGUGCAAUCUAUGUGAUGUUCGUUUUGCUGAAAGAAUAUGUAUCUCUAAAACAUUAUUUCAGUUCACAUGUUCAUUAGGACUAUAUUUUCAUUUAUAGUUCAUAUAUACAAAUUGUACAAGCUUUGGAUGAACGCGGAUAUGUUUAUAUGUUUGUGCAAUACUGUGUUAUAUUGCUGUGUAACAGUUCUGUUCACUCAUUGGUUAUAACAGCUUGAGAUUAGGAGCUAUGAUGCCAUUUACAGCUGCCUGGAAAGAGGAUUAUUUGCCGUAUAUUUUCAGCUUUGGUUAUUUGAACAUAAAUAAGGUACAUGUAUACUGUACAAAAUAUUAGUUUUAAUUUUAUUAUUUUGUUAGUGGUGAAGAGUUGAUAUGUAUUUAUUUCAUAAGUAGGUAGACAUGACAGUGGAAGAGUUAUGAGACCCAGAAACUAAGUACAUGUAUAUAAAAUUAACCUAUAUUUUAUAUAAAUUGUAUAUCAUCUGUUGAUAUACAAAGAUCUAGGUGAAGUAGAAAAGACAAAAAUAGGAAGUGGUUUUUAGAGAUUCCUCUAAGGUUAUUAUUAUGUAAUUUGGUAACAGUAGACCUAUUGGAUUUCAGUUUGGGUACAAGGGUUACACAGUUAGGCGAGUACAUGUAUGAUCCAAACUUCUGACUCUUCCUUGAAAUAAUGUUGACAUUUCUUACUUGUAAUUAUUCACAAAAACAUUAAAAAAAAAAAAAAAUUUAAAA